Messenger RNA from Morone saxatilis (striped sea-bass), 2523 nucleotides. RefSeq lists its product as uncharacterized. The record is from RefSeq and is a predicted model, not a curated record. Lineage: Eukaryota; Metazoa; Chordata; Actinopteri; Moronidae. Gene Ontology annotation, molecular function: GTPase activity.
AAGUCUUCCCCUGGUGGCUUAGGAAGCAGCAGAGAGGCGGCUGGUGGCUGGUGUUCAUAAUGUCGGGCAGAAAGCCCCGGUCUGUGGCAAACCCCCUGGAGUCUGCUAUCACCACACCGAGUGAGAGGAUACUGAAAGAAUGCCACAGUUUGUAUGUCGACAGCGAAAACGGUAUGCUGAAGAGCACAUACAGAAAACAGGUGUCGCCAUUGAAACGCAGGGGUUCACGUUCAUCACAAGUGGUCGCAAAAGAGAAUCACUGACGGGGAAUGCGACGCUACAUCUCUACCCUCACUUUCGACCACUGCUUGAGUUCAAAGGUGUUAUGGACUAUCUGUCUGCUGAGAUUUCCACCUCCAAACAGAAGAAGUUCAGUCUGGUGACAUUCAUGGACACACCGGGUUUGGUGGACGGGGACAUGGUCUACCCUUUUGAUGUCAACAGCGCCAUCACUUGGUUGGGAGAACAGGCCGACCUGAUAUUUGUGUUCUUCGACCCGAUGGGCCAGGCCCUCUGCAAACGCACACUCAACAUUGUGGAGAAGCUGAGUGAGAAAUGUGGAGACAAGCUGUUGUUCUACCUCAGCAAGGCGGAUGAAGCUGGGAAGGAAACAGACAGACAGAGGGUGAUGAUGCAGAUAGUCCAGGAACUGUGUCGCCGUCCUGGUCUCAACAAAUGUGGUUUUGAGAUGCCGACGAUAUACAUCCCCAACCCCCAGAAGCCGAGCCGGUGUGUGAACCAGAUCGAUGGAGUGUGUCAGACCAUCGAGAAGACCAUCAACCAGGCCGUUCAGAAGACUUUGGAUCAGCUGGAGAAAGACUGUGACCUUAUUCGUUCCACCAUCAGCAGCAGAUUAGAGAAGGACAGGGCUGAUGUGACUUACAACAAAAGCGUCCGUCUGCACUCGUUCUUGUGUGGUGCUCUGGGUAUUGUCCUUCCUACCCUCUUCAUCCUCAGUUUCAUUGUGAACACUUUCUCCAAAGAGCAGCUGGAUGAGCUGUUGGGCGAAGGGCCGGCUCGGACCCUCUCCAUUGUCACAGGAAUAGUGAUGUGUUUAUGGGACUGGAUACCAGAAGAUGGACAAGUUGUAUUUGUGAUCGUUUUUGGAGCAUUUUGCUACCUCCUGCUUUUCCUAGCAAAGUAUUUUGCAGGCCGAGGGAAUAAGACUCUGACGAAGAAGGAGAAGAGGGCGAUGGCAGAGUACAGUGAUUAUAUCCAGGACAUCGUCAAAACUAAGAAGGGGAAGUUGUACGAAUGGUACCUGCAGCAGUGUGCAGCAGAAUAUGACCUCUGACCCCAGAAUAUGACCUCUAAGCUGAAGACGGAAUAUUGCUGCAAGAUGUUAGUGAAUGAUCGGCUCAUCUGCCACAGUGCGUCAUGGUUUAAAGUGGAACCAGCGGGACUUUCUAAACUGAUGAUCAUCCACCAAACGAUCAGGUUUUUCUCUUCUCAGUCGGGCAGAUGUGUAACCCUCCAAUGCAGCAGAGAUCACUGCCAGCAUUUCUCAUCUCAAGAGCUUAGUUUAAAGAUUAAGAAUUUAAAAAAGUGCCUUUACAGGAGAAGCUGUCAUUGUAGUCAUUUGAUAAAAACUAAUUUCAUAAUGUGAAUAGAUAUUUUUCAAUUUUAUAGUGCAUAAAUGCAGAUGUUAGAAAGAAGUGUUUACAAAUGGACUUUUUAUUAAUUUCUUUUCAUCAAUAACCUGCAGCUCCUUUCUGUCAGCAAUAGUGUUUUUUUUAUGAUGUCCUCUGUAAAGUCUGUUGUCUCGUAGUCCUCAAAUCCCACUCCACCAUCCGGAUGUCUGUCAUGUCCUCUUCAGUAUGAGAUGCCAGAAUAUCCUCCAUGCGUUUGUAGUCUGACUGUUUAUAAUACUACAAUAAUCAAUGCUGUGAUAACACUUGGGCAUUAUAGUCGGACAUUUUUUCAAAUAUUUUCAUACCAGUAAGAGCUGCAAGCUGUCUCCUGCCUCCAAAGAGUCUCUGUUUUGUUGUGUGAUUUUUAUGUGAUAAUAUUUACAUAAACCACAGUCAUUUAAAUAAUUUUACAACCAGUGCUGUCACUGCACUGAUGUAUAUCUAGCACUGAACCCUUCAUGUUGUCUAUAGAUCCGGUCUUAUGACUAUAUUACCAUGUUCUGCCUUCACGCCAGUGUUUGUAGAUGUAUUUAUUAGUCUUUUGAGGUGCUUUUUACCCAAAUAAUGUAAAAAUACCCUCUACGGGCUGUUUGCAAUAUGACUGUGAACACUGUCAAGUUUUGUAGUGUGUGUGUGUGUGUGUGUGUGUGUGUGUGUGUUUGUUAGGUGUCCUCCUCAAUAGUGAAAAUCUUUUUUUUGGUGAGAUUUCAUUUAUAAAUUGUGUGUGAAUUUAUCUAUUCUGUGUAAUUUUUUCCAAAAAAUAUUUUCAUUGUGAGAAAUGUAGACUGUUUUUCUUAGUAACCCCGACUCAAAGAAUGAAACGUGUCAUAAAGCUGCAAACUCUGUCACAUCCUCGAAAAUUAUUAAACAUUUUCUACUGACUUUUACUCUA